Molecule: messenger RNA, 4100 nt
Organism: Stegostoma tigrinum
Lineage: Eukaryota; Metazoa; Chordata; Chondrichthyes; Orectolobiformes; Stegostomatidae
Gene: armc7
Product: armadillo repeat containing 7
Exons: 4
Coding region: 128-706 (192 amino acids)
Molecular function (GO): protein binding
Source: RefSeq, a predicted model, not a curated record
GACGAAGUGGUGUUGUGGGUCAUAUGCGCAUGAUCAGCGACGAAUCUCGUAAAAGUACGGUUACGUUUUUUUACAACUUCCGUCGAUGGGGAUUUUGAGUUGAUCAGCUAAUUGAAUUUCGGAUGAAAUGGCUAGUUCAGGUCAGCUGAGAGAAAGUAAAUCUCAAGAUCGGUUUGAUUACCUACAAGCCCUUGUCACUGAGUUUCAGGAUACUGAUAGUCAAGAGGCAAAAGAACAAGUUCUGGCAAACCUAGCUAAUUUUGCAUAUGAUCCCAGUAACUAUCAGUAUCUUCGACAGCUGCAGGUCAUUGACCUGUUCCUGGAUAUGCUUACAGAAGAUAAUGAACGACUUGUAGAAUUUGGAAUGGGUGGUCUCUGUAACCUCUGUUUAGACGAAGAGAACAAGGAAUACAUUUUGCAGAACAAUGGAGUUCAGGCAGUGCUGAACUGUUUAUCCAACCAUAAUGAGGAUACAGUGCUGUCUGCAAUUACCACAUUAAUGUACUUGAUGACUCCUUUGUCCCGGAAGGAAAUCACAGCAAUGCCAGUUAUUGAAUGCAUGCUACGGUUCUCCAUGUCUAAAAACAAACGUCUAAGUAAUUUAGCAACCCUUUUUCUGGAAGAUCUUUGCUCAUCUGAAGAGGUAGAAAAAGCUCGGAACUUGCAGAAUCACACAGCCCUGGGAAUACCACUUCCAAAAGAAUAGCUCAGAGAAUUCUUAGUAUUCCCCAACAUUCGGUGCCUUUUGGAACAGUUUGUGAAUGUGGUGCAUCAAGUAUAACAUGCGAACAUUAUUAUUAAUUUGUAACACUGUCCAAGUACCAGCUUUGUUGAGUUGAUAGCACUGUUAUCUUUAAUGUUAAUUCAGCUAUUGCUGAGGAACUCUGCAUUGAUGGAAGUGUGCCAGAUGUUGCAUCAAGCAAAAUCUUGUUCAAGUGGAUAUUAAGCAUUGCACAAUUUUGUUCAAGAUUGGGCCUAUUUCUGGAGUUUGUUAAAAUUCCUGCCUGAACAAAGACAUGUAAACAAAAAUUAGUCAGUCAUGCAUAUCUCGUUUGUUGUAUGGAUGGCUGCUGCAUGUCGUACAUGACUUGUUACAUUUCACAGGUACUUCACAUAUAGUUUAACAAUACGACAUUAAUAUAGUAUUAUAAAACCAAAUGUUGGGGAUGCUGGAGAUCUGAAACACAAAAGCAGAAAUUGCUGAAGAAACUCAGGUUUGGCAGUAUCUGUGAGAGAAAAUAUUAACCUUUUUUAAACGUUUCUGAAGAGUCACUGGACUCAAUGUUAAUUCUGUUUUUUCCCACAGAUACUGCCAGACCUCUCCUUUCUCCAGUAUUUCUAUUUUUUUUAGCGCUACGUAAUGUUGUGGGUGAAUCACCACAAGUUACUUUUAAGUAGGCUACUUGUUAAUAACUCUCUCAGACAGUCAAGGACUGAAAUAAUGACUUAAACUUUAUUACAUGUAACAACCAAAAAAACAAGCCUCACAACCCAACUUAGCUUUAUCUGAUUAAUGAUGGAGCUUGCCAACGUAUGCAGUGUCUUGUCUCUGGAAGUGUCCACAGUUUAACCCUUAUGUAGUGUUGUUCUUCAAACUUCUGCUAAACAGGGAAUUUUGGUGUUUGAUUCUUAUACACAUUUUUUGUACUUCAAACUGAUGAUGUGAUUUUUUUUUAAAAGUCCUUUCAUCCAAAUUACAGUAAAUCUGCGGCUUGCCACUUUCUCAGAAGUAGCUUUUGUUCCUUGUUACAUUUGGCCUUAACUGUCUAUUCAAAGUCACAGCUUUCCUGUGAUGAACACCUUAACUUCUUGUGCAGGGCAAUCAGUUGUCCUUCUGGCGUAGAGCGUCCAAUUUAUUGUGCACAUGUCAAAGCAGUUUUAUUUGUUUUAGCCUCCACUCUUUUUACUGGACGUGGCUAAUCGCUUUCUAUUCCUGUAUAACUCUGCCCUUGUCUUUUAGAUGUUUGUUCCCCCAUAAUGAGUUAUUGCUGCUGUUAUCCAUGUGUAAGUUUCUUUUGGUGAUUCAUUAAUCAAUCCACGAACAGUUAUUGAAGUUCAAAAGUUUAUAAUACCACGAUAAUUUUUUUUUGUUUUGCUUUUUUUGGAAACUAAGUGUAUCCUCACUGAGGAAUGAGAAGAUUGGUUGUUUGGUGAAUUAGACAAAUUGAUGUGCUUUUUUUCCACUAUACACAUCAAUGGACACCUAAUUAAGUAAGACACAACAAAGCUGGAACCGUUAACAUGUUUUUAUCCAUAGUGUUAAUUUACCUAAUUUAUGCUUAGUAAGUGACACUUACACCAAGAAAACCAAAUCUCUCCUUUGUACUCUUAUCGGUAGUACCCUUUGUUGCUCAAAAUGUUUAGAUUGAGAGGUUUGCUUUGGUUGUCUAAUGAUACUAACUUUUACUGACACUGAGUUCCAUAGAUGCCAAUGUCCUAUCCCUUCAUAACAUCAUGCAAAUGCAUGUUCUUCAUGUGAGUUUGAACCAAGUAUAACUGAAUCUGAGCUUGAUCCUGUCCUUACCAGAUAGAAUUCUGUAUCCCUCAUGUUAAGGAUCGCAAGCUUAAUGAAUUUUAUACUUCUUCAACUGUCAACUGAUUGGAGGUUGCUUUGUGUGUAAACUUGGCAAAACUUAAUAUUGUAACAUUUGUUGUCUUUAUUCACCAUUUGCAGUGUCUGUGGAAUUGAGUUCCCAAUUAACUUUAUUCAGGUGUUAGACAUUAAAUAUACAUUCAUUGAAAAGCUUAAAAAAACUCUGAAUGUAUUUUUAUGUACUUACAAAAAAACUGUUGAUCUGGGAUGCUUGGAAAAACUUAAAUGACCGAGGUGCAACAUUGUGGAAUUGUUUUAUGUGCAACAUUCCUGAUUCACCCUACUCCUGGAAACAAUUUAGAUGAGGCUAAGAUUGUCCAACAAGCAUGCACUGCACUAUUAGGAAUCUACAGUGAUUUUUACACUUGUGAUAAUCCUACUUAAAAAGUUUGAGAUAAAAUAGAAGAAUUCACAUGGUACAUGUUCUCAAGCAUCAUAACCUGGCUAUCUCAAAGUGGCCUAUUUAGCAUAUUUAAUAGCAAUGUAAAGCCCAGUGUUGAAUAUACAGCAGUUUGUAAUGCAGGAUUUAUCAAAGAACAUGUGAUCAAGUUAAAAGCAUUCAAAUCAGCAUUGAAAGUUAUCUUGGGUAAUGUGUAUCAAUGCUACUCUAACACACUGAAAGAAUGACAGGGAUAGGAUUGGGCCUAAUAUUGGUACCUUUAAACCUGCAUAAGAUCAAUAAUUUGGGCAUAAAAACUGAGCUAGUUGAGGCAAACAGACAUAAUAGGUUAGAGGAUAGAUUAUUAAUGACAAAAGUGAUAGAUGUUUAAAGGAAUAUUUUGUGAUUUAAGAAUUUUUUUUAGUAGCAAUAUAUUUAAGGAAGGAACGACUAUCCCAAUUAACUAAAAAAAAUUAGGGGAAACAUCAAACUUAAGGAAUAAGCAUACAUCUGUUUACAUGUUUGUACAGUGCAGAUGAUUAAUCAGGAUACAAAGGACAGCAAAGCAUUUCAAGGGUUAUUCCACAGUGAGACAUUAGAUUGAGAGGAAGCUAGCUGGGAAUGUACGAAGAGUUUCUAAAGGUAGUUGAAUAGGAAGGUCCAAAGUAUAUUUUGUCACCUCCCAGAGUGAGAAUUACAGGUUAAUAGUAGAUAAUAAGAAAAUGAUGGAUGAAAUGAACAAAUAUUUUGCUUCUGUCUUCACAGUGGAGGAUACAAAAAUAUUCCAGUAAUAGCCAUAAAUCGAGUGAAAGGGAGAGUAAAACUUAAGAAAAUUACAACUCCCAGGGAGGUACAAAGUGAGCUGUAGUUGCAAGUCUGGGUAAAAUGAACUUCAUUCUAAGGUCUUAAAAGAAGCAUGUAAUGAGUUGGUCAAUAUGUUGGUGUUAAUUUUUCAAAAUUCCCUAUGCUCCAGAAAGGUUCCAUCAGACUGAAAGUAACAACAUAACUCCUUUCCUGGAAAAAGGGAGGGAGACUGAAAACUUAUAGGCCAGUUAGCUUGCUGUCAGAAACAGUUGUUAGAAUAAGUCAUUUUUAUAGCUGCACACUUAGGGAGAAAAUCAGCAUGGC